AUGAGGCAAUUCGCUUUCAUUCAAUACGCUUUGGCCGUGAUAUUCUUUUCUCUUGCGUCUGCAGCAUCAACAGCGUCGACAUGCUUUCCCGCCAAGAAGAUAGCGGCUCAGCUGGGCCCCAUGCUGUCUGCUGAUGCCGAGAUUUACAUCCCAAACCAAGUAGACUUUCUCGAUGUUAGCCUGAGAUGGUCCAAGUUUGCUGCUCCAUCAUAUGCGGCAUACGUCAAAGUGGCUAGCGAAGAGGAUGUUCAGGCAAUUGUUCGAUAUGCCAACAAGAAGGGCAUCCCUUUUCUGACUGUCUCUGGAGGCCAUGGUUGGACUUCACAACUGCAAAGAAUGCAGCAUGUGACUGGUGUCUGCGAGUGCACCGGCCUCAUGGGUGUUGCCCUUGGAGGCGGUCAUGGAACCCUGCAGGGGCACUACGGUUCGCUUGCUGACCAGAUUGUUGCUGCCCGCGUUGUGCUGGCCAACGGGAAAGCUGUCACCGCCUCCACAAAGAAGAAUUCUGAACUCUUCUGGGCCCUUCGAGGAGCCGGCCACAACUUUGGAAUUGUUACAGAGGUCAUUUACAAGGUGUACGACGCUCCUGCCAAAGACAACUGGCUUGUCAAGACCUUCAUUUACCUCCCUGAUCAGAUCGGAGCUUUCUAUGAAGUUGCGAACAAAGCCAUCGCAAACGGGUAUGGCGUUGAUCGGCAGCCAGCAGGCAUGCUCGUCGCCUCCCUGUACACCAUCGUUCCUGAUGUCGACCCAAAUACGCCAGUACUACUCUUUCUCAUGGUGUACGAUGGCUCAGAGAAGGAGAUGGCACCACAUGCCAAGCCUUAUCUGGACCUCAAGCCAAUUUUCAACAGCACCCAGGAGAUCUCCUACAGUGAGAUCUCUGCCGUAUUUGCGUUUGACGAUAACUCUGUCGCAUGCCAGAAGGGCAUCCGCACACAAGGCUACUCUCUGAACCUCCAGAAGCAUCAUGUCCCGACCCAGUGUGCUGUGUAUGAUGAGUUUAGUAAAUUCAUAAUCAAGAACCCCGACUUCAAGCGCAGCUAUGUCAUAUUUGAGGGAUACCCUCUUCAAGGAGUGCGGGCAAUCGAUGCAUCGACCACUGCGGUGGCAGAUCGAGAGAGCAACGUUAUUGCGCUUUUCUCCCUUCUCUAUUCGUCGCCCAAGAAUGACAAAAUUGCCACUAAAAUUGGCACAAAAGUCAGGGGCUUGUUGCACAAGGGGACCGGUGAGAGAGACAUGAGUGUUUACAUCGGAUAUGCAAGGGGCACCGAGGCUGCUCGACAGAUCUAUGGAAACGAUGGCGUCCGAUUGAGGAAGUUGAAAGGUUUAAAACAGAAGUAUGACCCCCACGGGAGGUUCAACUUCUAUGCGCGUAUAGAGUGA
Messenger RNA from Fusarium falciforme, 1386 nucleotides. Its product is annotated as FAD-binding PCMH-type domain-containing protein. The transcript has 5 exons. Bases 1 to 1386 code for a protein of 461 amino acids. NCBI's taxonomy places the organism in Eukaryota, Fungi, Ascomycota, Sordariomycetes, Hypocreales, Nectriaceae. The record is from RefSeq and is a predicted model, not a curated record. Gene Ontology annotation, molecular function: FAD binding.